Messenger RNA from Lemur catta (Ring-tailed lemur), 742 nucleotides. RefSeq names its product chromosome 3 C1orf105 homolog (gene C3H1orf105). The record is from RefSeq and is a predicted model, not a curated record. NCBI's taxonomy places the organism in Eukaryota, Metazoa, Chordata, Mammalia, Primates, Lemuridae.
AUGGAGGAAAUGAAGCCUACAGAACAUGGAACCCCAAAUGUUUGCAUCCACUUUGAACUUGCCAAUCACAGCUUCCUUCCAGGUCUCCCCAGUGUCCUCACCUCCUUUCCAAAUACAAGGAGUAGAGAAGGUCUUCUUGGAGGCCAGGCUUCAGCUAAUAGUGAGUUUGAGGCCAGGAGGAACCAGAGUGACUCCAUACUGCUCAGAAACCAGCAGCUGUGCUCCACAUGUCGAGAAAUAAAUACGGUACAACCAAGAACUAUGAUAAUCCCAGAUGAUCUGAAACUAUCCUUUGACAAUUUUAUGAGUCGUAGGUAAAGUCCUCAUCAACCCAAAGCCCGGACUAUACCUAAACCUUCCCAUGAUGACAUCUCAGAAGAGAGUGUUCGCUACAGACUGCCCAUGCUGGGCCCCAGGACAGCUGCCUUCCAUGGACUGCUGUCAGAUGCCUACAAAACUUUGCAGGAGAUGCAACCUACUUCCUUGCCCAAAAAAGAAUCAAUGGGCAAGACGACAAGGAAGUGAGUAGUCAGAGCUCACCACCUUCCAGACUCCCAGAGAGAAAACAAUCCACCAAGCCACUCUCUGACUCUAGUACUUUCUCCUCCCUUUAAAAAGAUGACUUAAUUUUGCCUUCCUAAGAGUUGCUGGUAUUCGAGCUCUUGCCACCAUCUUCUUACUCACUUCUGCUAACGACAAACUGGUUUCAUUUAUAUUAUAAGGAUUUAUUGAUUAAAAUGGA